This is a messenger RNA of Syngnathus typhle (broad-nosed pipefish), 2052 nucleotides long. RefSeq lists its product as uncharacterized. Gene Ontology annotation, molecular function: DNA binding. The coding region runs from base 154 to 1755 and encodes 533 amino acids. Gene Ontology annotation, cellular component: nucleus. The transcript is spliced from 4 exons. Lineage: Eukaryota; Metazoa; Chordata; Actinopteri; Syngnathiformes; Syngnathidae. The record is from RefSeq and is a predicted model, not a curated record.
CUUAACAUUGAGCUCAAGAUAAGACUGACCGGAAGCGAGAAUCGUUUCUUUUCCGGGUUCUCUUUUGUCUCGUGUCGUCGUCGAUGCCAUUCGACUCCCGCGUGUACCUCAAAGAUAAACAGUCGCUGUUGCGUUGCAUUUCAUUGUUCCGACAUGGCGACCGUCAGCCAAAUGCAAGCGUUUCAGACCCAUUUAACUGAGCGCUUUACCAGCUUCGCCAUGGAGGUAUCCCAAGAAGUGGCGCUCAUUGUGAAAGGAUACCAAGAGGAGAUCGACUGUCUGCGGUCCUUACUGAACAAAGAGAUGAACCUUCGGUGGAAUAUAGCCUUAAAAGAUCACAACAGAUUGGCUGUGAGAGAGCAACCACCUGAACCGAACGUUCCCGAGGAGACAGUAGCGGAGCCAAUUCCCAAAAGAUACAAAAUAGAGCAUACCCAGGUAUGGGCUGAUGUGCAAGAAGAGAAGCCAACGGAUGUCUUGCAUCCUGUUGCUAAAACAACUAAAGAGGAACAAACGGAAGUAUUAGUGUCAUCUGCAGUGGGACAAUCUGAGGCAAUGGCUGCUAUGCAACAAACAGGACCGUCAGAGCCAUGUGCAUUUGAAAGAGCUGGUAUACUUGCACACAAUGUGUCAGAGCCAUUGGCAAAUGGACCACAUGAGGAGCAUAUAGAAUACAAUAGGAAUUUGGCACUAAAACAAGAGAGUGGAAUGGACGGUGGCACCGCAAUGGAUUGUCCUAGAAGUGAUCCCAAAGAGCAAGACACGCCUGGACUUCAAACUACAACUUUUGACUUCUACACAGCCAAGGAAUUCACUCAGCCAAGCACUAGUGGGGAAAACACAAAACAAGACCUGCUACAUCCCGAGCGUCCUAUGAUAUCCCUCAAAAAGAUACCUGAAUGUUGUGUGCAGAAGACCAUCCUAGAAUUCCCAAGGAAAAGGCCCGACAAGUCUACAAACGUUACUUCACCACCUCCUCAUACUUUUUUGGCCAAACUCAACCAACGCUCCAAGGAUUGUCCCGAACAGAACCCCCCGAUUUCUAAAAUAGAAGAUAUGGACAUCACUUUCGAUCAUGUUCCUCAAGAUCACCCCAUGUCCUUAAAAGAAGAUUUUACGUAUCACGAUAAUGUUUGCGAGUGGCCGCAGCUUCCCCUGCCACAUCACACCUCAACGUGUGUCGAGCGGGAGAUGGCCGGCAAUCUGGAGCAGACCGCAGAAAAAAAGAAAGAAGCGGGCCGCAAAGUUCAACCGGGACCGUAUCAGCCACAGCCCCUCAUCUUUACCAUGGGCAAAAAAACCUCCAUAUCAUCUCAGCAAGAGGAGGAACUGAGGAGUCAAGCGCUUCGUUUGUAUUGUCGCAACGUGUGUGUCAACUGGAGGCCCUGCGAUUUGGUUUUUGACUUGAAUUUUCCAUGGCUUGGGGCCCGGCCUCAUGGCUUGGUGUACGACCCAAAGCAGGAUCCCUGUUUUGGACUGGUAUAUGUCAGCUGUUCCCCCCUCUGGAGUUUUGCGGAAUGCAAGUUCUUGAGAUUUGAGAAUGAAGAAGUUUGCCUGGAAAACACAGAUGAGCACUACGUGCUCAUCCAGGCACAGAUGAUGGUGACGGGCAUGUCCUGGUGUGACCUGCUGGUGUUCGCCAAGGAGGACGCACUGGUCCAGAGAAUCUUCAGAGACAGAGACUUCAUUGAGAAAAUGAAAGCAAAGGUGGAGGAGUAUUAUUUCGAUCGGUAUUUGCCCCAAUUUUCAAAGUAAGGGCUGAAGUUCUGACAUGCACUGCAAUUUGUUCAUGUUACUGGAAGGUUUUGGCAAUAAUACAUUGUGGUUGUUUGUUCUUUUUUCUCCAUGAAUCUACCCUGAAAAAAAAUCCCCCACUCCCCUAUGCAUGUGUUCUACGUUACUCAGAGCGAUAUAUUAUAUAAAAAGAUGUUAAUUAUAUUGUUCUUAACAAGUGACAGUUUAUAGUUUAUACUGUUUUAAAGUCAGAGAUUUGUAUUUUGAUUCAGUUUGCUGUAUAUAUUGCAAAUGCAUUAAAGGGCGGUGCCCUCUCAA